ACAGCCCUAGCAGCUGUGUCAUAGAGCUGUCAUAGAAAAGAAAAUAUUGAGAGAAAUACAAACAUUCAGAAGUAAAAAAUUUUAAUAAUUUAAUAAUAUAGCUAGUAUGCCAUUAUUGGAGAACAUUGAUGCCAUGCCUGUAAACACGCCACCUGCGCCAACGACAGAAACAAACAAUGCACCCCAGGACCCACCCGUACGUGAGAUCACACAAACGGAUCACCUAAAUAAACGCUUGUUGAAAUCGUUGCUGGACUCGAUGAAAUCCACAACAGAACCGGAGGAGUCAACUGAAACGGAGUCCAGCAAUAGUGACUUCGAUGAUUGAAUAUUCUAUAUAUAUAUACAUUUAAUAAUUAAGUCAAUGUUUGGUCAUUAUUUAACUACAACUAAUAAAAUGAUAUCUAUUUGAUCUUUUAAAUA
Drosophila navojoa is the source of this 423-nucleotide messenger RNA. RefSeq lists its product as uncharacterized. Lineage: Eukaryota; Metazoa; Arthropoda; Insecta; Diptera; Drosophilidae. The record is from RefSeq and is a predicted model, not a curated record.